Molecule: messenger RNA, 3349 nt
Organism: Hermetia illucens (black soldier fly)
Lineage: Eukaryota; Metazoa; Arthropoda; Insecta; Diptera; Stratiomyidae
Gene: ema
Product: protein CLEC16A homolog
Exons: 13
Coding region: 1-3120 (1039 amino acids)
Biological process (GO): endosomal transport; endosome to lysosome transport; regulation of autophagosome maturation
Cellular component (GO): endolysosome membrane; late endosome
Source: RefSeq, a predicted model, not a curated record
AUGUUCCGUAGUCGCAGUUGGUUCGGGAGCGGCUGGAAUCGUCCCAAAAAUCGCCUGUCCUUGGAUCACUUGAAGUAUCUGUACAGCGUCUUGGAGCGGAAUCCCACCGUGUCAGAGAGUAAUCGCGGGCUACUUGUUGAAUCUUUACGGAGCAUAGCGGAAAUAUUGAUUUGGGGCGACCAACAUGAUUCGUCAGUGUUUGACUUUUUUCUCGAAAAGAAUAUGCUCUCAUAUUUCCUACACAUAAUGCGUCAAAAGAGUGGAGGUGCAAGUUUUGUAUGCGUUCAAUUACUACAAACCUUAAAUAUCCUAUUCGAAAAUAUUAGAAACGAAACAUCAUUGUAUUAUCUUCUUAGUAAUAAUCAUGUGAAUUCAAUUAUUGUACAUAAGUUCGAUUUCUCCGAUGAAGAUGUGAUGGGCUACUAUAUUUUGUUCUUAAAAACGCUAAGCUUAAAGUUGAAUACUCAUACUAUUCAUUUCUUUUAUAAUGAGCACACAAAUGAUUUUCCAUUAUACACCGAGGCCAUAAAAUUCUUCAACCAUCCAGAAUCGAUGGUACGCAUCGCAGUUCGGACGAUUUCAUUGAACGUCUAUAAAGUUCAAAAUCCGAGUAUGUUGCAGUUUAUUCGUGAUAAAACGGCAGCUCCAUACUUCAGCAAUCUGGUAUGGUUCAUUGGCAAACAUAUUUUGGAACUGGAUACCUGCGUUCGAACAGAUGUUGACCAUCAAUCACAAAGUCGGUUAUCGAAUCUCGUGGCCGAACACCUCGACCAUCUACACUAUCUGAACGACAUCCUUUGCUUAGACAUCGUUGAUUUGAAUGCCGUUCUUACCGAGCAUUUACUCCACAAACUGUUCGUCCCGCUAUAUAUAUUCUCUCUUACACCUGCCCCACCGCUAUCAAUGGCUGUUGUAACGCAAAAUCUGGCUGCCGUUCUAAAUAAAGUUGUCAAUAUCGACAUGCAGGAAAUGUCGAACCCUCGAGUUUCAGCCGUUGUUGCAUUAUAUUUGUUAUCGUUGGUGUUUUUAGUGAUAACGCAUGGUCCACUGGUGCAUUCUCUGGCUUGGGUCAUCCUGAAUGCAGAUCAUAGUGUGUUCAAGGAAGGAGCAGCGGAGGUACUGAAUGCAUAUAUUGAACGUCGAGAGGUUGUUGCUUUAGGAUUUGAGCAGCCACGCGAAAGUUUAGAGGAAGCGCUGGACACUGUAGUUGGUUCGAGUUCGAGUUCACUAGAAAAUCGUUCGAUGGGAGGCGAAAGUUCAAGUGGGUCCUCAAGCAGAGAUACGUCUCAGUCACGAUCAGUUACUGAGCAAGUGGAAAAGGUUAAUAUAACGGACGAAGAGAAAGAGAAACUUAGACAAAUGGAAGAUACAUCAUUGAGUGGUGGUGUGGAUACAAAUCGACCGUUCCUUGAUAUGGUGCUGGCGUCUUUAGACUGUACAGAGAAUGAUUAUAUUGCGUUACUGGCGUUGUGUUUGUUGUACGCGCUAGCGAAUAAUAAAGACGGCGUUAGUCCCGAAUGGCUUGAACAAGUAUUAAGUAAACCUGCAAAAUCGUCUACGAGAUACAAUACAGUAUUGGUUGAGAGACUUCUGCAUAUUAUCAGCUUAACGAGUCAACCCUCAUGCCGAAUACGUCUCAUCACUCUCGAGAUCACUCUAUCCCUACUAUCUCGAUUUGCCAGAACCAGUUCCGGUGACUUUAUCCUGACGGAAUUACAACAAUCCGUGUUGUUUUCGGCGAGAAAUCAAGCCAUGACUAUACUACGUAAUUUCUACAAGUCUGAAGAUAUAUUUUUGGAUUUAUUUGAAAAUGAGUUCACGGAGAUGUCUAAGUCGCCGCUUAAUGUGGAGUUUUUGUGCAUGGAUUCGGCGAUCUUGUUGCCACCAACUGGAACGCCAUUGACCGGGAUCAAUUUCACACGUCGAUUACCUUGCGGAGAAGUGGAAAAGGCUCGUCGGGCAAUCCGAGUGUUUUCCUUACUGCGGAAAAUUUGUCAGGAGUAUUUGAGCGAAGAAGAAGUUCUGUUACCAUUGACGAAUCCAAGCAAUUGCGUUCAAGUGGAUAAUAUUUUGGACUUGAAUAACAGCGAUUUAAUCGCGUGUACGGUUGUAACCAAGGACGUAACGAAAUAUCGUCGAUUUUUAGUAAUCGACACAUUACAGUUGAUAUUAGUUGAGCCAGAUCCAAAACGUCUCGGUUGGGGUAUUUCGAAAUUUGUAGGCUUCCUCCAAGACGUUGAAGUUGUAGGUGAUAAGGACGAUUCUCGGUGCUUACACAUCACAGUGCACAGAGGAGGCGUUUCAAAUAAUCGCACACCAAUACUGUCAGCAAAAUUCCUCUUCGACGAUCAUAUUCGUUGUAUGGCAGCUAAGCAGCGUUUAACCAAGGGUCGAAGUAAAGCGCGUCAAAAGAAAAUGUACCAAAUCGCUCAAUUACUAGAAAUACCUGGCCAAAUGAUCGAACCGCCAAUAUAUCCUAUAUCGGGAGUAAGGACGGCGAGCACAUCCCGACUUCCCCGCGAGCAUAGACCACUGUUUUCAACCGCCAAUCGUGUACCUGGAUUCGCGGCUGCCCUUCGUCGUGAAAGCAUGCCAUCGGGUAGUGUGAGUCGCGUUCAAAUGGCGCCUAAUCGGUCAAUAGUAGGAAUUCGAAACGAAAAUACACAAAGAAGGCGACGAAGCUCUAACACCAGCAGCACGUCAUCAAGCAAUGGCAGCAGUACGACGCGGGAACGAUCGCCUGCGCAUAGGAGUCCCCGGCGUCAAGAGAGUCCUAGGAAUAAUUCACCUCGAUCGCGCGAUAACAGUCCACGAGUACCUCGACCAAGAUCCGAAGAAAUCCCCCUCGAAGAUUUCCAGCAUUCUCGUAAUUCUAGUCCGAUAGCUCGUGGUUCGCCGUCAUCGAAUACUCCCUCCCGAUCACAUACGCCCUCACGUGUCCUUUGUGAUCCAAUCAGCAUUUCCCCGCGUCUCACCAGCGGUACCAGCGACAUGAAUUCCUUAGCUCCAAAUGGUGUGAGUGUGAUGAUUGCUAAAGAGGCAGCUAUGAAUUCCGAGGAGACAUCUUUCAUUGCUCGCGAAGAGAAGGAGAAACGACGAGGCGGUGUGGAAACGGUAUAGGUAAAUGAAAUAAGCAGAAUAACUGUCAAUUUCUGGUAGUCCUGCAAAAUCGUGUCAGUCAGUCCUUCAACUAAAAGAAUUACUCUCUUUGUGAUUUGUUACUUUUAAAUGCGUAAAAAAACGGAUAUUUAGAUGUGGUUAAAAAAGUGUUAUUUUAUGGAGUCGCAAGUUUUUUUAAGUCCAUCCAUGAAUUUUGUAAAUAGUGUAAUAAAAUGCAAGUUAUGGAAAA